GGAAGAGGACCUUCAAUCAGGAGAAUUGAUCGCUGCUGUUUCCUUGCUGCAUUGAAAGGGAAAUAAUGCUCCAUUCAACAUUGGCCUUAUCCCUUCUGUUAAUUGCAGUCACUUCCAACCUUGCAAUGGCAAUUAAAAAGGAAAAACGAGCACCUCAGACACUGUCAAGAGGGUGGGGAGAUGAAAUUACCUGGGUACAAACUUAUGAAGAAGGGCUUUAUCAAGCAAAAAAAAGUAACAAGCCACUGAUGGUAAUUCAUCAUUUGGAAGACUGUCAAUACUGCCAAGCGUUGAAGAAAGCUUUUGCAGAAAAUGAAGAAAUACAGGAAAUGGCCCAAAAUAACUUUGUUAUGCUGAAUCUCAUGCAUGAAACCACAGAUAAAAACCUGUCACCUGAUGGACAAUACGUGCCUCGAAUCAUGUUUGUAGACCCAUCUCUCACAGUACGAGCUGAUAUCACAGGAAGAUACUCCAACCGGCUUUACACGUAUGAACCACAAGACAUACCAUUCUUAAUAGAGAACAUGAAGAAAGCACUACACCUCAUUCAGACUGAACUGUGACCAACAACAGUGAAAUUACCACAACCUCUACGAGGUGAAGCUGCACCUCUGUCUCUACUAGAAUUUUGAACUCUUACCAAGCAGUUUGGUAUAUCAGAUUUCUUAAGAACAAUUUGGAGAACAAAUACAGAAAGA
Molecule: messenger RNA, 698 nt
Organism: Corapipo altera (White-ruffed manakin)
Lineage: Eukaryota; Metazoa; Chordata; Aves; Passeriformes; Pipridae
Gene: AGR3
Product: anterior gradient 3, protein disulphide isomerase family member
Exons: 8
Coding region: 66-563 (165 amino acids)
Cellular component (GO): endoplasmic reticulum
Molecular function (GO): dystroglycan binding
Source: RefSeq, a predicted model, not a curated record